AUGAAGCCCAACACCUUCUUCCUCUACAAGACUCUCGUCUACAAAGACGGCAUCAUCUGGGUAUAUGCUUUCCCCCGCUGUACGCGCAAUAUGCCACCUGAACAGCGCAGGACAGCAGGAACAGGCACUGGCGGGUGGAUGGUCGUGGCCGCAGGUGGACAGUCUGAUAGGCCGCCACCCGGACAUGUUCUGCUGUUAUACAGCCACUACCUCAGCCGGCACGGGCGUGACGACUCUCCGACUGCCUACACCUUCCGAGCCAGUGACCCCCAGGUACCUGGACACUUGCCCCAUCGUGGUGGACCAAUGCGCAGUUUACACCCCGUCAUCACCUCCGGCCUCGACAGCCUGGUCCUUGUCCCGAAAUGCGGCGAAGAACCGGAGAUGCAACCAUCCCUCCCCCCCUUUUUCACUGUCGCUCUGUCAUUUGCGCCAGCUCGCGGCCAAGUGCAAAAGCCUUCCUUCCUGCAGGGGAAUCUACACCCUCCGCGUGCUGCUCAGCCUCCUUCGUCCCGUUCUGGAAGCAAGGAGAGCCGAAUCGGAUAG
Molecule: messenger RNA, 546 nt
Organism: Aspergillus japonicus CBS 114.51
Lineage: Eukaryota; Fungi; Ascomycota; Eurotiomycetes; Eurotiales; Aspergillaceae
Exons: 2
Coding region: 1-546 (181 amino acids)
Source: RefSeq, a predicted model, not a curated record